AAUUUGACUUCGCUCUACCACCAGACGGAAAUCAUUUAGGUAAUUUACUUUGGUCAGCAGAAAUACAAUAACACAACAACAAUGGAAAUGGAUAAAGAAGAAGGAGAAAUGAGUGAUGAUCCGAUGCUAGGGGAUGAAGAUAAUGAUUGUAUUCCAGAAGAAGACGUAAAGCCUACAUUGCUUUAUAAGGCAGAAAAGGAAGGAUUAAUCAUCACACAACUAGAAAAGAUUGACGCAAAGAAGUUAGAAGAGAGAGCAAAAAGAUUUGGGUUGAAUCUCUCAGGAAACAGAGUAGUAACACAAAAACAAAUUGAUGAGCUGUACUGUAAUUUUGGGAUAGAAAGUGGGAAUGAACGACAUUUUCGCUUUGAUGCACUACAUUUAAAUGGAGUUGCUGGACUUAAGGAAAAAGAUAUAUUUGAGUACCUUGUGGAUUAUAAACCAGUCAGCCUUGAAUGGAUUGAUGACAAUUCUUGUAACAUAGUUUGUCAAGAUCAUAUAUCAGCUGCAUUGGCAUUGUUAGUGCAUUCACGGGAAAUAAAAAAUGAAGAUUUAAAAGAUAUGCUCAAGAAAUCUUCACAUCACUGGAGGGAAGGUGUUCCACACCCUAAAAAGGACUUAAUAUUGAUGCGUUUUGCUACUAAUGGUGAUAAGAAAUUGCCAAAAAAGGUACCAGAAAGGAAAGCCCCAGAAGGGUAUUAUGAUGAAAUUUUGGAUCCACCAACUAAAAAUCCCUGGGGAGAUUUAUGUAAAUCUUGGGGUGUAUAUGACAACCAGGAAGUUAUUCAGCGCAGAUUAUCCAAGAAUGAUUAUGAAGAUGAGAUAGAGGAACCUGUGCCGAAAGUACAAAUCAGAAAUAAGAGACUAGCCAUGCGCCUCGGCAAAAGACAUCAUAACAAUGUUGAAGAUCAGGAUGAAGAUAGUGAUUCAGAUACUGAAUGGAAAAAGAAGUCUAAAGCGCCUAGAAUGAGAAUGCACGCUGAUGACGAAGAAUCUAAGCAGAAUAAGAAAAGACAAGCUAUGGAACUGACUAAAGCUAUUGCCGAUAAAGAUGUUUAUGCUCCCUUGUCUAUAGAAGUCGUAAAUUCUAGAAGUAAUUAUACACCAAGAGAAUCAGUACUGUUGUCAGAUAAAUUCAAGUACCACAAUAAAACAACUACAAAUAAAGCUAGAAACAAUGUCCAGUCAAGAUUGGGUGCAAAAAUUCUGCGUGAAGAUGUACCAUCAUCAAGUGAUGAGUACUCGUACUCUUCUGAUGAAUCAGAUCACAACACAAUGAGUAGAGUUCAAAAAAUAUCUACUGCAAAGAGUUCCAGUGUAUGGUCAAGACUAGAUUCAAAGCCUACCACUACAAGUGAUCACAAUGAUUUGAGGCAGAUGCUAAAGUCAAAGAAACAAUCUUCUACUAAGACAGAUGAUUUAAGAGAUAGAAUUAGUAAAUAUAAAAGAGCACCUUUACGGAUUGAAAUAGACAAUAAAUAGGGAAUUAUCAUUUAGGUAAAUUGUUGGAAUGAUUGGCGAGAUCAUGAUGGCCACGCGAAUACUGGUUCAGAUACCUGGAAAGGAUGAGGGAGUAGAGUCGGGCUUUCCUCGAGAGCAUUCUCCAGUUCUACAUAUAGGAAAUAGUCUCGAGCGAGAAUGUUUCCCAUACAAAACGGAGAAUGCUCUCAAGAUCGUCACAACUCUAUGGCUAUGAGGGAGGGAUGCCCUUGCAUUCUAGCAUUGUUUUCCUGACACCUGACAUCUCCGACAUUCAAACUGGAUGUUCCUGGACAUUCCUUUGAGGCUUGAAUGACGCCACGCAGGAAUGCCGUCUUUCUGGAGGUGAUUAUUUUGAAAGUAGUUCUGAUGUUAUAUUCCUUCAUAAAGCUACUUUCAAGAGAAUCACCCACAGAGAGAUGCAAAAUUAUUAGUACGUCCUUCAAGGUCAUGUUUUGAGCCUCAAAGUCCCUGCAUGUUGCGUUGAAUGUGCCUAAAGGUCCUUGACCGGGUUUAUAACAAAGCUAAAUAAACUGUAAUGGCCCGAUUGUGUUAAUGCCACACAUAAAGCAUGUGUCCUUCUCGCACUUGGAUAGUUGCUGGUAGAGUAGAGGAUGGAUGCUGAAAUUUUGGACACAAACACAAUAAUGCCAGUUACUACGCUUACUGUUAUCAUUAUAGUUAUGACCUUGUGAAGAAAGGUGUUCUAUGGAGUUAAAGAUCAUCCUCUUUGGAGUGCUGAACCAGCAUAGUUUUAGUUAAUUGGAGUAAUUCUACUGCAGGUGUAUUUUAAUUAUGAAAUUAGUUUAUGUUUACUUAUGUUUAGGUUACUUGUUUACCUCGUGUUUUGUGUCAGUCUUAUUCUAUUGAAUAUCUGACUUCUUAAUUCUUAAUUGAUUACAUACAUAAAUCAAAUAUAUUAUUGUCAUAAUAAAUCUUUUUUACUGAUGUAAAUUCUUAUGAAUCUUAUGAUCAAUGUUUUGCAAGUGCAAGCUAGAGCCAAAAUAAAAGAGAUAAUGUAGUAAAUAAAUCUUUAUUUUGCAUAUUUGAAGGAUAAGUGCACUGAUACAAACAGAAUGUUAAUAAUUAAGGAUAAUAAAAACGUGACCACUUUA
Messenger RNA from Cydia fagiglandana, 2594 nucleotides. RefSeq names its product nuclear cap-binding protein subunit 3-like. Gene Ontology annotation, cellular component: nucleus. The record is from RefSeq and is a predicted model, not a curated record. Gene Ontology annotation, molecular function: RNA 7-methylguanosine cap binding; mRNA binding. The transcript has 3 exons. Lineage: Eukaryota; Metazoa; Arthropoda; Insecta; Lepidoptera; Tortricidae. The coding region runs from base 82 to 1482 and encodes 466 amino acids.